Messenger RNA from Varanus komodoensis (Komodo dragon), 2694 nucleotides. RefSeq names its product interleukin 18 receptor 1 (gene IL18R1). Bases 268 to 1959 code for a protein of 563 amino acids. The record is from RefSeq and is a predicted model, not a curated record. Lineage: Eukaryota; Metazoa; Chordata; Lepidosauria; Squamata; Varanidae. Gene Ontology annotation, molecular function: interleukin-18 receptor activity; interleukin-18 binding; interleukin-1 receptor activity. Gene Ontology annotation, biological process: interleukin-18-mediated signaling pathway; positive regulation of type II interferon production. The transcript has 11 exons.
CGCAUUUUCUUCGCCUUGCGGGCCGUAUAAGUUAUUGCUCUCGCCCGACUGAGGCAGAGGACUUCUCACCUUGCAUUCAGUUCCUUCCCCGGAUGGGACGCUUCUUCGUGUCCCUUCUCCUUUCUAGCGGGUUGAAGUGCUCCUCGGUGGGAAGCUCCGCUCUCUUCGUAGCUCUCAGCCAGGUUCCCCCAAGCUGCUCGUGUCCACUCUUGUCAGCGCCACCCUCUGUUAAGUGGAAAAAGUGCAACUAAACAAGAUACAUUAAAAAUGUAUCUGGGAAAAUCGUCAAUCUUCCUUUUGCUUCAUCUUAGCUUUGUUAGCUCAGGUAAGUCUUGCCAGAAGCGCUCAAAGAUUAACCUACUGGAAGAAGAAUAUUUUUCAGUUUGCUGUUCUACCACAAAAGAAGAUGGAUAUACUGCUCACUGGUUUAGAGAAAAAGAAGGAAAGCUGGUGCCAAUUGAAGAAGACAGCAGAAUUGAUUUGAAUGGGACCUAUUUGCAAUUUUGGCCUGCUGUGCUGAAUGACACUGGAAAAUAUAGUUGCUCUCUCAGUAAUGGGACGCACAACGUCAGGCGGUACGAAUGGGCCUUGAGAGUCCUCCGGAGAAAUAAAACAAGUUGUUUCACUAAAAAUCAUAUAGAAAAUGGAAUACAUGGAGAAACUGGAAAAUCAUAUACAUUUUCAUGUAAUAAUAUGCAUCAGAGUGAACAUGUCAACAUAACAUGGUACAAGGACUGCAUCAUGAUCCAGAAUGAAAUGGAUGAUGAUUUGUAUAUCCCUCAGUUAAAACUUGAAGAUGCUGGAAAAUACACAUGUGUGAAAUCAUUCAUUCAUGUAGGAAAGAUAUACAACAGCACGCGCACAAUAGAGUUAAAACUGAAGGAUCGUCACGACAGCAUAGGAGCAAGACUAAUUGGACGUGAGCUCCGUACUUUAAAAACAACUGUGGGUAAAAAUGAGACGCUCAACUGUACAGCUUUUUUCCCUAACAAUUCAUUUGAAAACCACUUCUUAAUUUAUUGGUUGUACAAUGAGACACAUAUCAACAACUGCCAGGACUCCAGUGCAAGUGACACACAGUGUGAAAAGAAUGAAACUACAAUUAACAGAGAAGAUGGAAAAUAUGUAACAAAGCAAUUGUGGAUUAAAAGUGUUAAAGAGGAGAACAUUAACAGUGCAUACAGCUGCAUAUUUAAUGGACGUAAAAACAUAAACCAGACAUUUAUACUGGAGAAAGAAAUUAAUCCUGAUCUACCCUUCCAUGUUUUUACUACUGGAAUCAUCAUGGCAAUACUGUUCCCCUUUGUUGGUGUAUUUGUGGUGGUUCUGUGUGUAGUGUUCAGAGUUGAUCUUGUUUUAUUGUACAGAGAUAUAACAGGAAAGGAUGACACUUUGGGAGAUGGAAAAUUAUAUGAUGCGUUUGUAUCUUACUUGAAAGACUCCAUGCCAUUAUGUGGAGAUGAGAGAAAAUUUGCCCUGGAUGUACUACCCAAAAUAUUAGAAGAGCAUUUUGGCUACAAGCUGUGUAUCUUUGAACGGGAUAUCUGUCCUGGAGGAGCUGUUGUUGAUGAUGUACAUUCAUUUAUUGAGAAAAGUCGAAGAUUAAUCAUUAUCCUGACCAAGAACUACGUCUCUGACAGUGUCAUGUUUGAACUGGAAACUGGGCUGCAUAAGGCCUUAGUUGAAAAAAAAAUUAACGUAAUCUUGAUAGAAUACAUGCCUGCCAAUGAUUUGGAUUUUUUGCCCAAGUCUCUGAAACUUCUUUCAUCCAGCCAAAUGGUGAAAUGGAAAGAAAAGAAGUCACUCCCUUUAAAUUCCAGUUUUUGGAAGAAGCUCCGCUAUGCCAUGCCGGCUAAGCCCUCAUCGACGAACGUAACAGCUACUUUUCAAGAGCAAUGUCCCAGGAUAGAAGAUCAGCAUGUGGCGCAGUCUGUAUCGCAUCCCAGCUGUCCUCACUAAGCCUCCACAGGUUUUAUUUAGGGAAGCGGCUGCCCUUUUGUCAUUGCCACUUCAGACUAUUGCAAAGGUUGUAUGCACAGCACUUGCAAGCAUGGCUGCCAGAGGUCUCAGCAAAGACACGAUCUCCUUAGUGAUGCAUUCCAUCCAUCUUUCAUGUUAGUUGUACUAAGGAUGCCAAGACACAUUGGAAUUGCUGCUCUCUUCCAUUUAAAGCGUAUCUGUGGAAAAUCUGCACUGCAGUAUGACAGCAACUUUUUGAAAACAACUGCCUCAUAAUAGGAGCAAAACCUCUGGAAGAAAUGGGUGCUUGGAUUGUUACCUAUGCUCAUGGAUUACGAUGGACCACUGUAAUAAUGAGAAUGGAUUAGCAAUCCAUUAGUAAUGAACAUAAAUUGUCAAGAAUCCCUUGAUGUAUUUGUUUUUGCUAACUGACCAUAGGUGGUAGUGGGACAUUCUUGCACAUAAGAAAUUGUUCUGUUACCAUUCACAUUAUGUCCGUUAAAGCUGCAAGAACAGUGUGUGGGCAAAUACUUGAUACUUUUUGUCAUAGAGGGUCUUGUGAUAUGCAUUGCACAGGAAGUAGCCUUUCCACUUAUCAGCCACAAUCUCAGUGGCAAACAUGUCUGCUGUUGCCUAGAGCAUUGCUUUUGUGUGAUCAUAGAGUACCUUGCACAUUAAUCAAGAGUACCUUGGCAUUACAUGAUUGGAAAAUGAACACCCACUUCUUAUAACACA